Coregonus sp. 'balchen' is the source of this 21840-nucleotide messenger RNA. NCBI's taxonomy places the organism in Eukaryota, Metazoa, Chordata, Actinopteri, Salmoniformes, Salmonidae. The record is from the annotation of a GenBank genome assembly.
ACUGGCAUCUCCCUGCCAGUGCUGUGCCCCACACAGCCAAGAAGAUGGAACAGAGAAGUUCGACAAGCGGUUCCCAGCAAGGGAGGCCCAGGAAAAAAGUGGACAACCCUUAUUUGGAGACAGACUACAGCGUGCAAAUAAAUCCUGGAUACCGUAUGAGAGUGAGGAAAGCGUUAAUAUAUAUAUUUUCGGAUUGGGAAAAUUUGUUUUUUGUUUUUGUUUUCAGAUUAAAAAUGGUGUAUGUUAUUAAUAUAUUAUCAUACAGUAUACAUUUGAAUACGAUUAUGGGUUUACGAACAAAAUCCAUCAUUCAAAAACAAAUAAAUUAUAGGUAAUUGCUAGAAUAUUGAUCAAGUAGCCUAGGCUAUAUAGCAUCAUCUAUUGGCUGAUAAAAAUUGCAUUAACCUCUGUGAUGAACAUUGACUCAUGUGUAGGCUACUAAUUUAUUGUUCAGUGCAGCCACUUUGGAAUUACAUGAACGGAAAUGGUCACCCCAUUAUGUUAAUUUUAAUUUGAUAAUUGUGAGCGCUGACAAUACAAAUUAAUUGGAACAUAACAUGCCCCCUUAGUUGGCCUAUACAAUUUUAAAUUGAAGCAUGUGCAUUAGGGCUAUGUCUUCUUCGGCCCACAACACCUCCAGUUUUAAUAAUGUCUUAUAGUCUAUUAUGGACGAGUGCGCCAUAUUGUGUGGUUUGAGUAAAUGGACAUUAGGAUACACUGAUAAAGCAGUGCUUUUAGAAGUCGCGCGCGCCGCCAACGUCCCGCCAUCCUCCGGUUAUAGUCGGUUACCAAAUGCGCAGUCUCAUGAAUGGAUGCUACGUUCCUUUUCCGGCUGCACCAGCACAAUCCACCAGGAAGUGUGCGAUAAAUCCUAAAGUAUUAAGCCCUUAUACCUGGAGGAAGGAGAUAGAUAUUAGUAUGCAUUUUUGAUGGAAUAUACCAGUUGUGUCGCCUUUCUAAUCUACAAAUCGUUCAAGUCGGUGUUUUGCAAUUCAUGCAGGGUAAACAUAAUACCGGGAACUCCCAGCAAGUUUGGGUUUUUUGUUCUUCUUGUGCUGUAGCGUUUAGCUAUUCUCAAAUCUAACCCUUGACUGCAAUGGGAUGCUGCGAUAGCACAGAGGUAAGCUAACGGUUUCCUCCAUCCCUAUGUUGCAUUCGUUUAAUUGCACCUUGAACAUCAUGCAUGGAACGACGAUUGCACUGCUACAUUGUUGCGACCGCUGUCAUCCAAUGACAAUUCUCACCACCGUAGUCAGAUUAGAUAAAAAGCCUGGGCUAUGUUCAUCGGGGAAGACUAGUGUAAUCCUAUUAUUAUUGAAGCCGAGGAGGAAAUAUCGAGCUAUAUAACUUGCGACAAUAAUGGUUUAAUCGUUUUCUAGUUCAUUACCACCGACAUUUUGCAUAGGCUACCACUUGAAAGCAGCUUUGUAUACCAUAAAUAGCUCGUGAGCACCGUUAGUUUAGUAAACAAACCUCACCUCACGCAACGUGCGAGAUUUUACGCUAUUGAACGGCGCCUUGGCAAUGAAGGAUAGUAGAAUAUCGUUAAAUGUGAUUGUUUUCAACGCAAAGUCUGUUUCACUACAGUCGGCCACAAAUAGCCUCUAUCUACGAAAAUGCAAUGUCAGUAAAAUUGCGUUGGGCAAAGGCAGUCAAAACUUGGCCUAAUUACAUUCACGGUGACUACUAGAGAGGGCGCGUGUCAUUGAUGGACAUUUUGUGUGUGAAAUAACAUGUGUAGCUUACAGUGUCACCUUUGAAUUGACAAAGACUCAUAUAGACUGUAGCCUAUUUGCUAAUGUGGCACAGCCUAUGUGUUGAUAUUUUGUUUUCCAGAGGACAAAGAGAGAAUGGAAACCCUUGGAGGAUCGAAGUUGCACGGAUUUGCCGUGGUUCCUUUUAUUUACUGUAUUCUGUGUUGGAAUGGUAAGUAUAUAUGCCUAUUCAUUUUACAAUUGAAAACGAAGAACAAUGUAAUACCAUAAAUAUAUAGGUUAAACCACAUUUGGAGACUAAAUACAAGGCUCCCCUCAAUGAAAGUCGUUCAACUUGUCAUAUGACACACUCUUUAAAUGCCCAGGUGAUUGAUUGCCUGGCUAGUGGAAACUGUGUCAGGUUACCACACCACCUUUGCUCAGCCAAUUAUCUCCAAGCAUGCAGACAAUUAACAACACCUCCUGAAGUUUGAACUUGAAGUGUGCUCAGACUUUUGAGAAUGGUUGACAUUGUGGCUAAAAUGUAUGAAACAAACAAACCGAUCGGAAUAGAUGAUCAACUCUCAGACCAGGCGAUGAAAAAGUGGGAAUCGAACCAGCAACUAGAAUUAGUAGAUGGCUACUGGUUUCAGAUCCCAGGUACCACUUCCUACUUUUGACCAUUGAGCAAGGCACUUAAACCCUAGCCAGCUCCAUGGACACUGGCACCAUUGCACGGCAGCUGAUCCUGUGCUCUUCCCAAAGUGUAUGUGUGUGAGAGAAUAAGAAUAGUUGCUGUAACAGAUGGACAAAUUAAGUACUAUUCAAUUUCCGUGAUUUUAAUCUGAAUACUUAAAAACCACUGGUCAUUAAACUAUCUAUAAGCUUCGCAGUUAGAGAGUCAGGUUGGUACAUUGCAUUUUAUACCUGUCAACAAUAUAUUGAUACAAGUCCAUACCCCACUGUCACACAUGCACGUAUUGUAUUUGUAGCAUUGGAUGCUAAUGCUUGCUAAUGCUUCUCUCAGGGGAGUAUCUGUGGGUUUACCAUCGCCACUGGGGGCGCAGGCCGCCUGGUCUUUGGAUAUGACAGCUACGGGAACACCUGCGGCCAGCGCAAUGAGCAGAUCGAAGGGGUCAGGCUGAGUGGACUGGAUCAGACGGACAAAAAGUGAGUCUCUCGCCCAUCUUUCACUCUCACCCACUUCACACUCUUCUAUCUUAAAGUGGCAGUGACAUUUGCCAAAACCCACCCCUCUGUUUACAAACACAAAUGUUAGGGCGAAUUAGCCCAUUAUUGAGAAAUAUUAAGAAAUAGGUUUGCCCUGUUGCUCAUUGGUUCAAUAGAAAUGUCAAAUUGCAGUCAUUUUAACUGUGGCCUAUGGGAAACUGGCAUAAAUAAAACCUUGAAUAAAUAUGCAGAGGCCUUAUGAGUAGGACGUUCUGUCACGGUCAACUGUACUUACUGCACGCACCACCCUCUGGGAACACCGGUAUUUCAGCCCACUUCAUUUGCAUCGCAUGCUGAUUACUUUCCCCUCUUUGGAUUGACUGUGUGCUUAAUGAUUGCCUUGUGGUACCGUAGAAUUACGAAUUAGACAACCUCCUGUGGUACAGACCUUUGGGUCAUCAGCACAGGGUAAUUCAUUUAUUUAGGUUUUGCCGGAGUGUCAGUGAAGAAAUAUGAAUGGGUUUGAUUUCACUCUGCUUGAUGUUUUCCUCUUACCGUUUGGACAGACUACUGAUGAAACAAAAAAACAUAAUGAAAUAAUGACGCUAGUUCCUUCCUAUUGAACAUAGAAUUCAUCCGUUGUGUUAAUGUGUGUAUAGAUGGUAUGCAUUGCGCUGCUGCCAGUGUUUACAGACAUAAGAUAUAGCUAAUCAUCAUGUGGAGAGAGAAAGUGGCUUGGUAUUAGUCAGUGACUAUGUCAGUAAGUGCGCGCAGGAAGACGUUUCUUGAGAGGGUGCUGGCUCACAUCAGGAGGACCCUGUCACUCAAAUAGUUGUGAAAACUCAGAUGUCACUGGCUGGCAGUUUCUUUCUCUGUCUCUCUUUUUGUAUUUCUCUCUUUCUCUCUCGCUCUUGCUCUCUCUCCCUCUCAUGCGUGCGUGCGCUCGCUCAUUUUCUCUGUCUUUCUAUUUCUAUCUGUAGGUUUCUCUCUCUCUCCUUCUCUUUCUUUCCAUACAUCAUUGUUUACUGCUUUGUUUCUGCACUGUUGGGUGGUGCAGAGUGCAGACACUGCCUUGUCUCUCAGUCUGUUGGGUGGUGCAGAGUGCAGACACUGCCUUGUCUCUGUUGGGUGGUGCAGAGUGCAGACACUGCCUUGUCUCUCAGUCUGUUGGGUGGUGCAGAGUGCAGACACUGCCUUGUCUCUGUUGGGUGGUGCAGAGUGCAGACACUGCCUUGUCUCUCAGUCUGUUGGGUGGUGCAGAGUGCAGACACUGCCUUGUCUCUGUUGGGUGGUGCAGAGUGCAGACACUGCCUUGUCUCUCAGUCUGUUGGGUGGUGCAGAGUGCAGACACUGCCUUGUCUCUGUUGGGUGGUGCAGAGUGCAGACACUGCCUUGUCUCUCAGUCUCACUCUUCCUUUGAACAACCACAAACUGGCUGUGAUGAGCAUAACACCUACCCAUUUAAUUUGUCUCCUGAAUGGUGUCUUCAGUCCCAUUUUAGAGUGGAGAGUUGUACCAACAAUGAGUAAGCUGAUUUCACUCAUAGUGUGCUGUUGAUGCUUGUGGUAGGGUUGUGUAAAAACAUGCCUGCGGGCAAGGCUAUUUUAAAUUAAUAGCUAUAGGGAUAUUGGACCCUUGGUUGUACAUGGCUAUUGUGUUGAUUGAUCCCACAGUGACUAGCAUGCCCAGUCUGAAAUAAUCCCCAACCCUCUAAUCCUGGGUAAUAGUCUGACAUUGGUGUCAAAGGUGUGUAUGUAUAUUGACAGGCACAUGCAGAUGUAUAGAUGGAGGUUUUGUCGACAGAACUAUUGUGAAAUUCAAUGGCUUCUGCCCUUGAGAACCUUUUCAGGCUCACUGGUUAGCUUCCCCCAGUCCAUAAUCAUCACAUUAGCUAGCAAUUAUAUGCUUCAUUAAAGCACCCUGACAGCCUCUCUCAGGACUGACCUAUUGAUGUGACUGACACACACACACACAUACAUACAUACAUACAUACAUACAUACACACACACACACAUACAUACAUACAUACAUACAUACAUACAUACAUACAUACAUACAUACAUACAUACAUACAUACAUACAUACAUACAUACAUACAUACAUACAUACAUACAUACAUACAUACAGUGGGGAGAACAAGUAUUUGAUACACUGCCGAUUUUGCAGGUUUUCCUACUUACAAAGCAUGUAGAGGUCUGUUAUUUUUAUCAUAGGUACACUUCAACUGUGAGAGACUGAAUCUAAAACAAAAAUCCAGAAAAUCACAUUGUAUGAUUUUUAAGUAAUUAAUUUGCAUUUUAUUGCAUGACAUAAAUAUUUGAUCACCUACCAACCAGUAAGAAUUCCGUCUCUCACAGACCUGUUAGUUUUUCUUUAAGAAGCCUUCCUGUUCUCCACUCAUUACAUGUAUUAACUGCACCUGUUUGAACUCGUUACCUGUAUAAAAGACACCUGUCCACACACUCAAUCAAACAGACUCCAACCUCUCCACAAUGGCCAAGACCAGAGAGCUGUGUAAGGACAUCAGGGAUAAAAUUGUAGACCUGCACAAGGCUGGGAUGGGCUACAGGACAAUAGGCAAGCAGCUUGGUGAGAAGGCAACAACUGUUGGCGCAAUUAUUAGAAAAUGGAAGAAGUUCAAGAUGACGGUCAAUCACCCUCGGUCUGGGGCUCCAUGCAAGAUCUCACCUCAGCCCAGAACUACACGGCAGGACCUGGUCAAUGACCUGAAGAGAGCUGGGACCACAGUCUCAAAGAAAACCAUUAGUAACACACUACGCCGUCAUGGAUUAAAAUCCUGCAGCGCAUGUCUAGGCCCGUCUGAAGUUUGCCAAUGACCAUCUGGAUGAUCCAGAGGAGGAAUGGGAGAAGGUAAUGUGGUCUGAUGAGACAAAAAUAGAGCUUUUUGGUCUAAACUCCGCUCGCCGUGUUUGGAGGAAGAAGGAUGAGUACAACCCCAAGAACACCAUCCCAACCGUGAAGCAUGGAGGUGGAAACAUCAUUUUUUGGGGAUGCUUUUCUGCAAAGGGGACAGGACGACUGCACCGUAUUGAGGGGAGGAUGGAUGGGGCCAUGUAUCGUGAGAUCUUGGCCACCAACCUCCUUCCCUCAGUAAGAGCAUUGAAGAUGGGUCGUGACUGGGUCUUCCAGCAUGACAACGACCGAAAACACACAGUCCGUAUUGCCCAGCGACAGCCCCGAAACCUGAAGGAUCUGGAGAAGGUCUGUAUGGAGGAGUGGGCCAAAAUCCCUGCUGCAGUGUGUGCAAACCUGGUCAAGACCUACAGGAAAUGUAUGAUCUCUGUAAUUGCAAACAAAGGUUUCUGUACCAAAUAUUAAGUUCUGCUUUUCUGAUGUAUCAAAUACUUAUGUCAUGCAAUAAAAUGCAAAUUAAUUACUUAAAAAUCAUACAAUGUGAUUUUCUGGAUGCUUUGUAAGUAGGAAAACCUGCAAAAUCAGCAGUGUAUCAAAUACUUGUUCUCCCCGCUGUAUACAGUUGAAGUCGGAAGUUUACAUACACUUAGGUUGGAGUGAUUAAAACUAAUUUUUCAACCACUCCACAAAUUUCUUGUUAACAAAUGAUCGUUUUGGCAAGUCAGUUAGGACAUCUACUUAUUGCAUGACACAAGUAAUUUUUCCAACAAUUGUUUACAGACAGAUUAUUUCAGUUAUAAUUCACUGUAUCACAAUUCCAGUGGGUCAGAAGUUUACAUACACUAAGUUGACUGUGCCUUUAAACAGCUUGGAAUAUUCGAGAAAAUGAUGUCAUGGCUUUAGAAGCUUCUGAUAGGCUAAUUUACAUCAUUUGAGUCAAUUGGAGGUGUACCUUUGGAUGUAUUUCAAGGCCUACCUUCAAACUCAGUGCCUCUUUGCUUGACAUCAUGGGAAAAUCAAAAGAAAUAAUUGUAGACCUCCACAAGUCUGGUUCAUCCUUGUGAGCAAUUUCCAAACGCCUGAAGGUACCAUGUUCAUCUGAACAAACAAUAGUACGCAAGUAUAAACACCAUGGGACCACGCAGCCGUCAUACCGCUCAGGAAGGAGACGCGUUCUGUCUCUUAGAGAUGAACGUACUUUGGUGCGAAAAGUGCAAAUCAAUCCCAGAACAACAGCAAAGGACCUUGUGAAGAUGCUGGAGGAAACAGGUACCAAAGUAUCUAUAUCCACAGUAAAAUUAGUCCUAUAUCGAAAUAACCUGAAAGGCCGCUCAGCAAGGAAGAAGCCACUGCUCCAAAACCGGCAUAAAAAUACAGAUUAUGGUUUGCAACUGCACAUGGGGACAAAGAUCAUACUUUUUGAAGAAAUGUCCUCUGGUCUGAUUAAACAAAAAUAUAACUGUUUGGCCAUAAUGACCAUUGGGGGGUGGCUUGCAAGCCGAAGAACACCAUCCCAACCGUGAAGCACGGGGGUGGCAGCAUCAUGCUGUGGGGGUGCUUUGCUGCAGGAGGGACUGGUGCACUUCACAAAAUAGAUGGCAUCAUGAGGAAGGGAAAUUAUGUGGAAAUAUUGAAGCAACAUCUCCAGACAUCAGUUAGGAAGUUAAAGCUUGGUUGCAAAUGGGUCUUCCAAAUGGACAAUGACCCCAAGCAUACUUCCAAAAUGGCUUAAGGACAACAAAGUCAAGGUAUUGGAGUGGCCAUCGCAAAGCCCUGACCUCAAUCCUAUAGAACAUUUGUGGGCAGAACUGAAAAAGUGUGUGCGAGCAAGGAGGCCUACAAACCUGACUCAGUUACACCAGCUCUGUCAGGAGGAAUGGGCCAAAAUUCACCCAACUUAUUGUGGGAAGCUUGUGGAAGGCUACCCGAAACAUUUGACCCAAGUUAAACAAUUUAAAGGCAAUGCUACCAAAUACUAAUUGAGUGUAUGUAAACUUCUGACCCACUGGGAAUGUGAUGAAAGAAAUAAAAGCUGAAAUAAAUCAUUCUCUCUACUAUUAUUCUAACAUUUCACAUUCUUAAAAUAAAGUGGUGAUCCUAACUGACCUAAGACAGGGAAUCUUUACUAGGAUUAAAUGUCAGGAAUUGUGAAAAACUGAGUUUAAAUGUAUUUGGCUAAGGUGUAUGUAAACUUCCGACUUCAACUGUAUAUGUGUGUGUAUAUAUAUUACACACACACACACAGACACAGACAGACACUGUAGACCGAGAUCACUGGAUUAAUGCAGGCCCCAGCGGCAGUGUGUGAGUGUGUAGAAGAGAGUUUGGUAGAGAGGGUGUGACGUUUGACUGACAGGCCUCGUUGCGAACGCAACCACCUGAUGCUGAACUCAACUGAGAAGGCAGCUGUCACGGGAUUCAAUAAAGGACUACACAGCUGUCAAUUCUCUCUCUCUCUCUCUCUCUCUCUCUGUCCCUGUCUCUCUGUCUCUGUGUGUGUCUCUCUCUGAUUCUCCUCCUCACGUCCUUCAUCUCUCUCUUGGUAUAUCUUCUCUUCAUGUCAUUAGACUUAUGGUGCUUUCAAGACAAAUCAUGACGUCCGUGAUCUUCAGGUCGGAAAGUCCGAGCUCUAGAAAGAUUCCAGUUUCUGACUUGGAAUUCCGAGUUGGAUUUUUCCCUGUCGGAGCUUGUUUCUUUCUGAGUUGUCUUGAACGCACUGAAGUCGGACGUCGGAGAUUUCCCAGUUGUUUUGAACACGGCAAUAACAAUAACAGAUGUGAUCUUUCUUGCUGGUACGCAGACAUUGUUUGUCCGAAAGUGCCUAUUUUUUUGCAUUCUGUGGGCAAAAAAGUCUAGCAUUGCUGGGGUGGUUAAUUUAAGUCUAGCAUUGUAGGCCAAGUCGAGGUUAUGUUCAAUGCUUUAUUCAGUCCUGCCCUCAGCAACCUUUUAAGUGACCUACCUUUGUGAGGUAUAGGCUGGUGUCACAUAAUGCAAUCAGUGACAACAAAGUCAGAGCUUAAGGGAUAGCUGGUCAGGGUUUAUUUAGCUAAUACAGUUAAGUAGCUCCUCAUUCACAAGGCAGGGGCCAAAUGUAAACAGUACAGCGCUGUAGGCGUAUUGUUCUGGCCAUGGCAGCUGGUUGAUCCAGGAUCAGUUUAUCCAAGUCCGAUCCUAACCUCAGCUGUUAGGAAGAACUGACUUUAGAGAAAGUCAAACUGCCCUCGACUAGUCUGAUAAAUCCAAUGUGACUUGAUUGUCAUAUCUAUCUUCCUUUCAACAAGCAUGUGUGCAGUGCAAACCACUGUGCCAGCUUAUAAAUCACCAGAAAAGUCAAACAUUGUCCAUAGACUGCUUAAAGGGUAAGGAAACCAAUAUGUAAUUUUGUAAAUAGGGUGAACUAUCCCUUUAACAUUUAGAGGUGGGGGAUACUUCAAACUUUGUCCACCUAAUAGCAGGAACGGCACCAUCAGGAUGUCGGAUGGGAUAUAAAACGAACAACUUCAGUGACUAAUAUAUCUGAACAGGAGAAAAAAACCAUUACCAAAUUCACUGAGAAUACAUUAUAUAGGAUGAAGAAACAAUACUCCGAGCUGCAGCUCCAUACUACUUGUCAGACACAGGAAGCUGCUGAGGGGAGGACGGCUCAUAAUAAUGGCUGGAAAGGAGUGAAUGGAAUGGUGUCAACCACAUGGAAACCAUGUGUUUGAGACUGAUACUGUUCCAUGUAUUCCAUUCCAGCCAUUACUAUGUGCCUGUCCUCCCCAAUUAAGGUGUCACCAACCUCCUGUGUUGUCAGACAUAGAGAACUGAGACGUAUACUGGUUGUUGGGGUUGGAUUGGCGUGGGGGGUCCGUGGGUAGCUUUUGACAAUUUCUUUGGAUUCCUCAUGUCUUACUCAUUGUUAGAAAAAACAUUUGGUCCAAAUCGGAUGUUAGGUACUAUAUUUAUUGAAUAUUCUAUGAAUCCUAUAAAUUAAAAUGUCCAAUUUGGGUGCAAUCAAUUUCUCUGAGGUCAAAUUUAUAUUUCAACAAAAUAAUGUUGCAGGAAUGCUAAUCUGAUCUGUUUCUAACUACAGAAACGAGUUCAGAACAAUCUGAGAUGGUGGGUGUCAUAGCUUGCUGAAAUGACAUGGAACGACCCUCCUGUGAGUGUGUGUGUGUGUGUGUGGGCAAGGUGCCCACCCCCUAGUGUAUAAAAGCACCAGGCAGAUGGACCACAGUGAAGGAUUCUCUUAUUAAAAUGUCCUUGUUCCUUUCACUCUCCGUUCCACUGCCAAGUCCCAUGGACCAGUUCCAGCAGCAGCAGCAGUAGCAGCAGCCAAAGGCUCUCUAUCUCGCGGCAUUCUAUCAUAUCUCAGUGAAUAAGGUAUUGUUGAGGCAGUGUGUUCGCUUUGUCCCCAAAAUGAACAGGACAUUGAGGGGAGGUGUAGGCUUCUGGAUUUUUCCGGUCAUUUUGUUACUUUGUUUUCCUCUCUCAGUAUCACAUGUUCCCACGCCCACAUUUUCACAUCUUUCUCGUGACACAUUCCUCAUAUUGGUGAUGGGAAACAGAUUUUAUUGAUAAAGAACUGAUAAUCAAAUUGCUGAAAUUCUCACAUUCCUUGUUACCCAUUCCUUAUGUAGGUGUUUUUUGUGUUGAUAAAGAACAGAUGAACAGAUAUUUUGUCGUCUGAUUUGUCUGCAGGUAUGUGUUCUUCCUGGACCCAUGCAACAUUGACAUAGUGCAGAGGAAGAUCAAGUCCAUGGCCCUGUGUGUGUCCCUGUGUCCUGAUGAAGAGCUGAAGACGUACCAGGACCUCAAGAGGUUCGCCAUGCACAAUGGUGAGUAGGGCCCAUAGUGAAACAGUGGACACUGUCAGCUAUAAGCUUUUCCACCAUCAAAGCACACAAAAGCAUAACACUGACAGCAUAUUGAAUCAUUGACUGAUUCUCUAUUCCUCUCAGUAACUCUACUGAUAAUGCUGUGGACCCAGCACAUGCAAGUUAUUGAUUUGAAAAUCUGCUUGUCGAUAGUGGUCAUGUAAUGAAUUGUUUUGAAAGGAAGCUCUUGCAUUUUAUUCAUCACAAUCUCACAUCAUAUCCAUGGAGAGAAAAAUGAAUCACCACAAAUCUUUAGAUGAGAAGGCAUAAAAAUCAUCUAAAGAUCAUCCCGUUAGAAAAGAGUGUUAUGAGGAGCAGGUGUUUCUCUUCCCCCAUCAACAGAAGGCUACUAGGUCAUCGUUACAGCUGCCAUCCAUCACGUCAUUGACAGUGAAUCACUGCCAUCCUUUGGAACGACAAACACUUUCUAUAAACACUGACAUGUCUGUGACCCCGCGUGCCAUCUUCCCUUAAUACUGUCUUUUCAUUCAACACACACACACACACACACACACACACACACACACACACACACACUCUCUGGCACAGCAGGCACCUUGGCACAAGUGGAGAGCGAACUAGAUGAACAAAGGCCCCAUUUAAGGCCAAUGCCACCCCUUGCUGUAUGGGUACUGUUUGUGCCACACUAGCCCGUCCUUCAGCCAGGUUUGCGUGUCUACUGACAGUACUGUAUAUACUUAUCGUAUCACACACAGUCCAUGUAUGCCCCAUGAUAGACUGGGCUGGGAUUAUGUAACUUUGCCGUCUCCAGUGGUCUUGUGUUCUGAUUCGACUGACUGAUUCUGAAUUCCCGGGGCAGUGAGCGUAGCACAGUUAAGAACAAGAUUGUGUAACGUUAUUAGUUACAUGAAGUGAAAAUGAUGAAAUAUGGAUCAGCAUAUGUUGGUUUAGACAGCAUAUUGAGCUAUAACUGAUUACUUCUGGGGAGACUGAAUUUUAAAUCAAUUGUCCUUAUGUUCCUGUUUGUGUAUGGUUCCACUUUCCUGUGUUCAAAUUCUUUGUCUGUCUGUCACUCAGGUUCGGAGCUGUGUUCAUACGAACUAGCCGGUCACAAAUAUCCCGGCCUUCCAGAGAGGUUCGACAAAUGUCCCAAACUUCCAGUUCCCCCAAGGUAAAUAGGCCUAACAUUAGGGCUGCAUUUCAAUAGGCUAGGAUUGCUUAUUUUCCUCUUUUCAUUCAGAACCAUAAAAGGACUUUCACUUAACCAGUCAUAUAGAUUAGAUAUUACCUCAAGAAAGGGGUGGGGAUACAUACAUUUUAAGUAUUCAAACAGGUCAUGUUUUAGAGAACCUCCCAGGUCGUGACGCCUGACUUUUGACCUCUACUUCGCUCCAUCCCACAGCAAAUCUCUCCCGGUGUUCAACCGCUGCACGCCGGUGGACAUCUCCUGCUAUGCCAAGUUUGCUGAGGCGGUGGUGACAUUUGUGAGCGACAACAGUGUGCUGCACAGGCUGAUCGGCGGCGUGAUGGCCAGCAAGGAGAUCAUCGUGGGCCUCUGCCUGCUGGCACUAGGUGAUGACGUUUGUCAGCAUGCGUUUGUUAUCAGCAGUAUCUCAGGGGGAUGCUGGAUAGAUAAAAGCAAUAUGGCAAAAUCUCCACCCAUUGGGGAACAAGGUGGAACUACUACCAUGCCUAUCCAAUUGUUUCAGAUCUACAUGAAGAGCCAGGGGAAGGGGCUAAGGGUUGUUUCUGGACAGGGCCUUAGUCUCUAAACCCAGUGGGAGGGAUUGGUCUUCAUUGUAUUUCUGGGGCCCACUAGUCUCUGAGCCUUCCCUAAUGUGAGCCAGUAAAGAAUAGGCCUGCAUAGGGAACACCUGUCCUGCUUUAGUGCAUUCUGCUGAUUUCUCCAUAUCAGUAUGACGUGUCAGUACACAGGCAGUUACUGUAGGUCAGACAUCAAUGGUGGAGAAACACAGUGCUGGGUGAAAAUACAGCAAAGUCAUCACAUCUUUGAGUCCCCCCUGAAACUGCCCUCUUUGGAAUGAGAGGAUGGAAGCUGGCAGGUAAAGGGCAUGACAUGGGAGCCAUGAACUUGUACAUUUGGGAGUUAAUGCUCAGAGUACAUGUGGGUUAGGGUAAGACAAAGUUCUGCUGUGUCGAAGUGGGGAAGGAAAGGCUUUGAAUAUGGUUAGCUGACCCUCGAUCUUCACUUGGGGAACUGGCUCUCCUGAUGGUCAGUUUUGAUUUUUGAUUCCAAAUGGUUGAGGUUAGGGUUGAGACCGAGGGCAGGGUUAGCUGAUCCUAGAUCUGUGUUUUAAAGGUCUGUUGUGCCUGUGUUGUACAGUGCUCUCCAUGAUCCUGAUGGUGAUCAUCCGCUACAUCUCUGCUGUGCUGGUCUGGAUCCUCACUGCCAUGGUGGUCCUGGGCUCCCUGUGUGAGCUCACUUCCUGUCUCCUGAUCAGUCAAAAUAACAACUGAAAACCAUGAAACAAUGACAUAGUUUUGCACUUAACAUUCAUUCUAUGAUCAUUUUUGGGACAGUCCUCUUUGCAUUUAUCAGUGUGCAGGUGUUCAAUCUAUCAUAAAAAGUGUCUGUUUUUCUGUAGCGGGCACAAGCAUUCUGUGGUGGCUGUACAUAGACUACCGGUUAACUGCCAACGAGACCUUAUCUAAAGAGACUGCAGAGACUACAGAGACUAAAGAUGCUAAGGAGGAAGCAGAGAUGACCAGGGACAAUGGCCAGGCGCUUCUGGUGUAUGCAAUCGCUGCCACAGUAUUCACAGUGAGUACAGUUAGUGUUUGUGUUUGUGAUGAAAGGGACACUGUGGGCAACCAAGCCUUGUAGAUUUUGGGUGGGGUGUGUGUGACAUUUCAGAUUGAAUGCCUGGUGCUGCUUUGAAAUCUCAAACUCCUGACACCUCUCUACUUUUUUACCCCCUCCUCCUCUCUGACUCUUUAACCUUCCUCUCGCUCUCUCUCUCCUCUUGGCCAUCUUCCAUUUGUUUCAUCCUUCUCUCAUUCUCUCUUACCCCUUUUCUUCCUGUCUGUUUUGUCUUCCUAUGUCUCUUCCACCUUCUCUUGACCUGUUGUUCUCUUCUCCACUCAUUUACAUCCCUCUCCCCCUAUACCUUUCUCUCUCUUUGUGUGAUUUUCCCUUCUCUCUCUUCCUUUGUCUCUUCCUCGCUCCCCCCCUCAGGUGAUCCUUUUCCUGCUGAUGCUGUUCAUGAGGAAGCGCGUGGCGCUGACCAUCGCCCUGUUCCACGUGGCCGGCAAGGUGUUCAUCCACCUCCCGCUGCUCACCCUGCAGCCCUUCUGCACCUUCCUGGCCCUGCUCCUCUUCUGGAUGUACUGGGGCCUGGUGCUGCUCUUCCUCGGGACCACCGGUGAGGGAGGGAGAGGGGAGGGAGGGUGGAGGGUGGAGAGGGGUAGGUAGAGGGGGAGGGUGGAGGAGGGAGAGGGGUAGAGAGGGAGGGUGAUGGAGGAGGGAGAGAGGUAGAGAGGUAGAGAGGGAGGGAGGGAGGGGCAAUGGUUCUCCUCUUCUGGAUGUACUGGGGCCUGGUGCUGGAAGUGAAAGUGGGGUGGAGGGAGGGAGGGGAAAAUAUGAGAGAGAAAGGGAAUGAAAACAUGAGAGUGGGAAAGCAUCUUUACAAAUGAUAAGUGAUGAAUUCCAACACAACAGGACACUGCACUAGGAUGGUUUAGUUCAGUUUACUGUAUUGGCCUUAUUCAGGAACUUGUCCAAACUAGUCCCGACCACUAGACUGAGUCUGAGAUGUCCCCCUCAGGGAACCCGGUCCAGAACGAGGAGACAGGUCUGACAGAGUUUCGGCUGACUGGGCCUCUGCAGUACAUGAUGUGGUACCACACUGUGGGCCUCAUCUGGAUCAGUGAGUUCAUCCUGGCCUGCCAGCAGAUGACUGUCGCUGGGGCCGUGGUCACGUACUACUACACAAGGUCUGACUCUGAAAUUACGUUUUCAUGAUUUGUUUAUAUACAAAUGUUUAUUUUAUAGGAUAUCGGCUAUAAUCAUGCUUAGUAAUAACAUUAGAUUUUAUUGUCUGUCACAAAUGUUUUGCUAAAAAGAAAAUCUAGGUAUUUAUGGGUAAUCUGUUCUCACAGAGUUAUAGGAAUUACAGAGAGGAGAACAAGAAUAUCAAUUUAAACUUCUCUCUCUUCAUUUAUUUUACUCCCAUUCUCUUUCCCUCUAUCCUUUUCCUUUCCUCUGUCUCAGGGACAAGACCAGGCUGCCAGUGACGCCCAUCCUGUCGUCAGUGCUGAGGCUGAUGAGGUACCACCUGGGCACAGUGGCCAAGGGCUCCUUCAUUAUCACCCUGGUCAAGAUCCCACGCUUAAUGCUCAUGUACGUCCACAACCAGCUCAAGGGCAAGGUAAAGCACACUGUUUACUAACUCUUCUCUCUCUAUCGCUGACAUUCAUUGUAUGGAGAAUAAUAAAAUACUGCAUGUUACAUACAGUGAUGUGCUGUACAAGCUAAUCAAGGCUAGCUUGUUGGCUUGUCACCAGUAGAUCUAAAUUGCUGUCAAUGUCAACAUGACAGUUGUUGUGACAUGACAUCGGCUAUAAUGACUUUUUUUGACACCUGCUAUCUUCUGUUGCUCUGUUUAGGACAGUUUAGAGAAGAGAGGAUUUAUUUUGGUUUUAGGUUCAGAUGGCUGUUUGGGUUUGGCACAGUGCUGGUAACAUUAGGGGUGUAGGUUUGGUUAAUAAAUGGGACAUAUAUAAUGACUAUUUUAACUAACUCAUUUUGGAUAAACACAUCUGGUAAACCGUGUUUCUAUAGUAUUAUCAUGUUAUUUGUUUUUACAGGUAUUUUUCUUUAUUCUCCUUGGUGGGUAAUGUGAGCUAGUGUCUGUUGUCCUUAACCUACUGUUUGUUGUCACGUCCCAAGUGUUGCUGCUUGACAUGAUCUAUGGACCUUACAGCAUAAUGAAUUGAAGGGAUAAAUUGGCAUUAGCUCUCCAGAGUUCUGAGAGGGGAGGUAACUUCACCUGACUAAUACUCUGAACUGUUCCAUAAAGUUGGGUAGGCCUACAGCAAUCUGACUGUGCCUGCUGCAUUCCGUUUCCACUAUCUUUUGGUUUAGCAUGGAGAUGUGAGAACACUAAGUUCUGGAGCUCUGCGGGGAACAGCUUUGAAAACUAUUGUAUCUAUUUUUGAAAAGUAGUGCAUCUCAGAUACCUUUCCCCAUCUCUCUCACACAGGAAAAUGCAUGUGCUCGCUGCAUGUUGAAGACCUGUAUCUGCUGCCUGUGGUGUUUGGAGAAGUGCCUCAACUAUUUGAAUCAGGUAGGAGUGCUUUCCUUCCCUCUAAUUUGAUCUUUUUUUAUAUAAAUAAAGGAUAGAUAAGAGGUGUAAGUUGGUUCGCAUCCUGCUGGUCUGGUUUAGUGACUACAGUCUCUCCUCUCUGUCGUUAGAAUGCGUACACGGCGACAGCCAUCAACAGCACCAGUUUCUGCACAUCGGCGCGCGACGCCUUUGUGAUUCUGGUGGAGAACGCUCUGAGGGUGGCCGCCAUCAAUGCCGUGGGAGACUUUGUCCUCUUCCUGGGCAAGGUGAGGGGGGCUGCUGGGAUACUUGAGGGCUUCAGAGUAGUCCCUAUUCACUGUUACAGGAUCAGAUCUACUUUUCAACCCCUUGAUGAUUAAGGUUAGGAUGGGGGUAGGGCAAUCUGUUCCUACAUCUGUGGUUAAGGGCAGCCAUUACCUUGAGUGUGGGCCUGAUUGCGUGGACUCACAGGAGGCUGCUGAGUGGAGAACGGCUCAUAAUAAUGGCCAGAACAGAGUAAAUGGAAUGGCAUCAAACACCUGGAAACCAUGUGUUUGAUGUAUUUGAUACCAUUCCACGAAUUCCGUUCCAGCCAUUACCACGAGCCCGUCCUCCCCAAUUAAGGUGCCACCAACCUCCUGUGGCGUGGACUGCUCAAUUAAAAUUUUGAUUUUUAUUUUUACAUGCAUAUGUGUUUUAAAUGUGUGUGCAUGGUCAGAUCCUGAUCGUGACGUCAACAGCGUUCGCCGGCGUACUGCUGCUGAACUACCAGCGGGACUACGCAGAGUGGGUCCUCCCUCUCAUCAUCGUCUGCCUCUUUGCCUUCCUGGUGGCCCACUGCUUCCUGUCCAUCUUCGAGAUCGUGGUGGACGUGCUCUUCCUCUGCUUCGCCAUCGACACCAAAUAUAAUGACGGUACACCGGGCAGAGAGUUCUACAUGGACAAAGCCCUGAUGGUAAUCUACGUGAAGAUAUGGUAUACUGGUGGGAUUUUGUUGGAAUGGGAAGUAAACUGUUUAUCUAUACUAAACAAAAAUAUAAACGCAACAUGUAAAAUGUUGGUCCCAUGUUUCAUGAGCUGAAAUAAAAAGAUCCCAGAAAUUUUCCAUAAGCACAAAAAACGUAUUUCUCUCAAAUUUUGUGCACAAAUUUGUUUACAUCCCUGUUAGUGAGCAUUUCUCCUUUGCCAAGAUAAUCCAUCCACCUGACAGGUGUGGCAUUUCAUGAAGCUGAUUAAACAGCAUGAUCAUUACACAGGUGCACCUUGUGCUGGGGACAAUAAGGCCACUCUAAAGUGUGCAGUUCUGUCACACAACACAAUGCCACAGAUGUCUCAAGUUUUGAGGGAGUGUGCAAUUGGCAUGCUGACUGCAGGAAUGUUCACCAGAGCUGUCAGAGAAUUGAAUGGUAAUUUCUCUACCAUAAGCUGCAUCCAACGUCGUUUUAGAGAAUUUGGCAGUACGUCCAACCGGCCUCCCAGCUGCAGACCACGUGUAACCACACCAGCCCAGGACCUCCACAUCAGACUUCUUCACCUGCGGGAUCAUCUGAGACCAGCCACCCGGACAGCUGAUGAAACUGAGGAGUAUUUAUGUCUGUAAUAAAGCCCUUUUGUGGGGAAAAACUCAUUCUGAUUGGCUGGGACUGGCUCCACAUUGGGUGGGCCUAUGCCCUCCCAGGCCCACCCAUGGCUGCGCCCCUGCCCAGUCAUGUAAAAUCCAUAGAUUAGGGCCUAAUGAAUUGAUUUCAAUUGACUGAUUUCCUUAUAUGAACUAUAACUCAGUAAAAUCGUUGAAAUUGUUGCAUUUAUAUUUUUGUUCAGUAUAUUUGCACAUGUAGGUAGGCGUAAAGUACAUGUAAUAUAGAAUAUCUAUUCAAAAAUGGCAUUAUUUUUGAGUCCUGUUCAUUGAGAACACAAUUAGACUUCAUAAUUGUUUCUUAUCUCUGCAUCUUCCCUUUUGCUACAUGCACCUUUUGGAUGUUCCAUUUAUCCUACAACUCAAUCAUCCAGGGAUGAACAAAUAUUCAAAACAUGGCAUUUAAAUUAUUUUCUCCUGUAACUUUAUGCUUUUCUGUUGGGAGAGCUGUCAGCGCACUUGUCAGACAUAAUCAGGGGAAGAAAGCUCCCAAAAUAUGCAAAGUAGCUUGUUUCAUAUAGCACACAACCUUGAGCAUCCUUAAUGGGAGGUAGUAGGUGAAUUCAGAAGGGGGCCUUCUUGAAUGGUAGGUUCCCUCUGGAGAUGUUCUCUGGAUGGAUGUUUAAAAACGUAGAAGCUGAAGGGAAAUGGAAAACUAUUUGUUAGCAACUCCAGUAGCUGCAUAAUAUUAAUUAAUUUGUUUGACAGGUAGUGUGACUAAAUGGGCCCUAAAAAUAUCCCCGUUUGGUUUAGUAUGAUAGCCCAGUUAGGUUUAGGAUUAUGAACUACAACAUGCAACUUUUUCCAAUAAUGGCACUCAGUAGUAAUACAGCAAUUAGCAAUAUACACUGAACUAAAAAUAUAAAACGCAACAAUUUCUAACAUUUUACUGAGUUACAGUUCAUAUAAGGAAAUCCAGUCAAUUGAAAUAAAUGAAAUUGGCCCUAAUCUAUAGAUUUCACAUGACUGGGAAUACAGAUAUGCAUCUGUUGGUCACAAAAGUAGGGGCAUGGAUCAGAAAAGCAGUCAGUAUCUGGUGUGACCACCAUUUGCCUCAUGCAGCGCGAUACUUCUCCUUCACAUAGUUGAUCAAGCUGUUGAUUGUGGCCUGUGAAAUGUUGUCCCACUGCUCUUCAAUGGCUGUGCGAAGUUGCUGUAUAUUGGCGGGAACUGGAACACGCUAUUGUAUAUGUCGAUCCAGAGCAUCCCAAACAUGCUCAAUAGGUGACAUGUCUGGUGAGUAUGUAAGCCAUGGAUGAACUGGGACAUUUUCAGCUUCCAGGAAUUGUGUACAGAUCCUUGCGACAUGGGGCCGUGCAUUAUCAUGGUGAAACAUGAGGUGAUGGCGGCGGAUGAAUGGCAAGACAAUGGGCCUCAGGAUCUCGUUACGGUAUCUCUGUGCAUUUAAAUUGCCAUCGAUAAAAUGCAAUUGUGUGUUGUCCGUAGCUUAUGCCUGCCCAUACCAUAACUCCCACCGCCUGGUACAGUUGAAACCGGGAUUCAACUGCGAAGAGCACACUUCUCCAGCGUGCUAGUGGCCAUUGAAGGUGAGCAUUUGCCCACUGAAGUUGGUUACGACACGGAACUGCAGUCAGGUCAAGACCCUGGUGAAGACGACGAGUACACAGAUGAGCUUCCCUGAGACGGUUCCUGGCAGUUUGUGCAGAAAUUCUUUGGUUGUGCAAACCCACAGUUUCAUCAGCUGUCCGGGUGGCUGGUCUCAGGCCAUCCCACAGGUGAAGAAGUCGGAUGUGGAGGUCCUGGGCUGGCGAGGUUACACGUGGUCUGCGGUUGUGAGGUCAGUCCUUUAAAAUUCUGGCAAACGCUCUGGUGGACAUUCCUGCAGUCAGCAUGCCAAUUGCACGCUCCCUCAACUUGAGACAUCUGUGGCAUUGUGUUGUGUGACAAAGCUGCACAUUUUAGAGUGCCCUUUUAUUGUCCCCAGCACAAGGUGCACCUGUGUAAUUAUCAUGCAUUUAUUUUUGUUCAGUCUAGGUUUUUGUUUUGGGACACUAAAGCUAAGGAUUCUGUGAUUUAAUAACGAAGGAAAUGCAUUCAAUUUUUCAUUUUUUUUCUCGUACUGGUCCCUCCACAAACCUGGAGUUGCAAGCGCCAUGCUCUAGCAAAUGAGCCACACAAGACCAUUCACAUGGAAUAUUAAGCGUAAUAUUAACCAACACUGGUGCGUUUCAGCACAUGGUAUGACACUGCUUUCCAUCUCUCCCUGCAGGAGUUUGUGGAAAACAGCAGGAAGCUGGAGCGGGUGGUGGAGCGAGGGCGGAGCCGCCCCACAGAGGCGGUGUUGGUGGAGGGGGCGGAGAUGAAGCCCAUGGUGAGUGACAGUGGAGGGGGCAGCGACGGGGGCGGAGACACUGAGGAGGUGGGCUGGGGCUUGGACAGAGGCGGGGGAGAGUGGGAGGAGCUGCAGGAGUUCCACGUGUACUACCUCCUGGCAGGGGUGCUGGUGGACUGGGCCCUGGGGGAGCAGAGUACCAUGGUCUCCUUGAUCCUCUGCUUGACAGAGGACGUGGUCCUCUUCUUCUGCGUCUACCUGCCCACCUCCACAUUCUUCCUCUUCGCCACGCUGCUCCAGAAACCCUCCCCCGUCGUCGUGCCUCAGCCACAACCAAAGCCACAGACGCCUUCUAAACCGUCGUCUUCGCAUGCUAGCUAACGCAUGCUAACUAACUAACUAACACACCACUACGGCAUGUUGCUCACCCACAUCUCUAAUAACUAUUUUCGCAAACUAUUCCAUCCCACUUUUUUUUUACUGGGUUUUUUGCUCGCCUGUCAUCUCCUGGCCAUCUUUAACCUGAAAUGUAAUUGGGUUGAGUUUUUUUGCCUUAUCACUAUGGUGCUUUUUGGUAGAGGGGCAUGUCUGGUAGCGCAGACAAUCAUCUGUCAGCUAAGAAAGAUGGGGGGGGGGGGGGGGGGGGGGGUGAACACAAAGGAACAGUACAAAAUAAACAGUCCAUCCCCCCCAAAAACAGCAGUGAGCAACAACAAUGCCAGACUGAUGAUGCAAUGCUAAAAGGGACCGAGGUGGAGGUGGAUAUAGGACUAUUUUUGCCAGUCUAUUGUACCGUGCUGCUGGAUUUCCAUGUACUGCUGGAAUUAUUUAAAGCGCUGUUAGGAGCUACUAAAGUUGGCACUUCUGUUUACUUGUAGAUUUUGCCUUUUCUUAUCUCCUAGAUACUCUGAGAGCAUUAUGGUUAAAGUUAUUCUUGUAAUUUGGUAGUUAUAGAGGAGGUAGUAUCUCCCCCAAUAGUUUAAAAUAAUAAGCUAUGUGUAUUUGUCAUAAUGCACAAUCAGUGUUGAUAACAGCAGCAAGUCAGCUUUGGUCCAAGGAUACAGGCGUAUCCCUCAGUCCUCCUCUGAAUGUGCAGCCUUCAGGUCACAAGAUGGAUCCUAACAUCACCACUCCACUGCAUGGCUUCCAUUUUCUUUUCCGUAACCUUUUCUUGUCCUUUUAUUUUUUUUAAAUCAUAACAGCUUGGAAAUGCAUCUAACCCUUUUUUCACCCAUUCAUUAUUUUACCAUCCAAAUACUUUUUUAAUGACUGCAUGUGAUACUGUGAAUGGAGUAAUAAGACUUGAAUAACUUUGCUUUCCAGGCUCCAGGAACAAGUUCAGCUUGACCAAAAUCACCUAAUGGGACUUUUUAAAAAGACAUUCCAGAAUGUUUAUUUUUACCAAUGUGUAACAUGUUUACUAUGGUUUCACUCCAGGGAAUACAAUAUUUUAAUAAGAAACUGUAAAAAAAUUACAAUAAUGAAGCACUUUAUAUUGAAGCGCUGCAUAUUUUAAAAGGCUGAUGCAUUUUUCGUAGUGAUGUCCUUUUUUAUAAGACUAAAAAAAGAAUUGCCAUCUAGUCGAACACAGUACUAAAAUGUAUUCAAUCACUUUGGGUUGUCAACGUUUUGCAUAACAAGUUUGCCUUUUGGUUGGACUUCUCGAUCAGCGAGAUACUUAUUUGUCAUGCAAUGAUAUAGCACUUAGAUGUGUUUUUAAUCAACCACUGAAACUUAAGUACGUUAGACUCACGUUUGCAUUUGAAUUCAAUCUGCAUCAUGGAAGAGUGUACUUUUGUUUUGAAAGGAGAUGUAUUUUUACCAGAGUGUAGGGGAUCUGUUUUUGCAGCGUGAUUUUUGGGAUGUGCAGAAACAGAGUCAUACAGCUGUGGGUAUUACAGCUGGAGGAAGACAACUUGUAGUUCCCAUGGUUUGGAGGGACGCAGAGACAAAGUUACUGCCGACUGGAAGUCUAUCCCCCCUACACCUAGACACUUAGAUCUACAAGGGACCAUGAGAAGUUUAGGGGUAGGGACUAAGGGUUCAUUGUGAACUGGGCAUGACAUUU